CAAUAUCUACGUUUGUCCGUCAGGAGAAGUUGCUGCGCUCGCAAAAUCUGCUGUGGCCUUCGACCCCUCCGCUUCAGAUCUGCCGGCAAUGGCGGAGUCGCCGGAGCAGUUCAGGGGCCAGUCCCGCCUCCCCCGCUUCGCCGAGCCCCUCCGCUACGACCUCGUCCUCCGCCCCGACCUCGCCGCCUGCACCUUCUCCGGCUCCGCGUCCGCCGCCGUCGCCGUGUCCUCGCCCACCCGCUUCCUCGUCCUCAACGCCGCCGAGCUCGCCGUCGACCGCUCCUCCAUCCGCUUCCAGGACUGGGCGCCGACGGAGGUGGCCCAGUUCGAGGAGGAUGAGAUCCUGGUCCUCGGGUUCGACCGGGAGCUGCCCCUCGGCGAGGGCGUGCUCGCCAUGGAUUUCACCGGCACCCUCAACGACCAGAUGAGGGGCUUCUACAGGAGCAAGUAUGAGUACAAUGGGGAGGCAAGAAACAUGGCGGUUACACAGUUUGAAGCUGCUGAUGCACGGCGGUGCUUUCCAUGCUGGGAUGAGCCUGCAUUUAAGGCCAAGUUCAAGAUAACAUUGGAGGUUCCAGCUGAACUGGUAGCAUUGUCCAACAUGCCAGUAGUUAAGGAGACAGUCUGCGGGCCUCUGAAGACUGUCUAUUAUGAGGAAUCUCCACUUAUGUCAACAUAUCUAGUCGCAAUAGUUGUUGGUUUGUUUGAUUACAUAGAGAGCUCAACGUUAGAAGGCACCAAAGUUCGUGUGUAUACCCAAGUUGGCAAGACUAGUCAAGGAAAGUUCGCAUUAGAUGUUGGGGUGAAGUCACUGGAUCUAUUCAAGGAUUACUUCGCCACUCCUUACCCACUACCUAAGUUGGAUAUGAUUGCUAUCCCUGAUUUUGCUGCUGGAGCUAUGGAGAACUAUGGGUUGGUCACUUACCGAGAAUCAGCUUUGCUUUAUGAUGAGCAAUUAUCGUCAGCAUCCAACAAACAACAGGUAGCAAUCACCGUCGCACAUGAAUUGGCUCACCAAUGGUUUGGCAAUCUUGUAACCAUGGAAUGGUGGACUCACUUGUGGCUAAACGAGGGUUUUGCUUCAUGGGUGAGUUAUUUAGCUGUAGAAUCCAUUUUUCCUGAAUGGAAUAACUGGACACAAUUCCUUGAUGAGACGACCUCUGGCCUCAGACUGGAUGCACUCGCAGAGUCUCAUCCUAUUGAGGUUGAUGUAAACCAUGCCAGUGAAAUCGAUGCGAUUUUUGAUUCCAUAAGCUACGACAAGGGAGCUUCUGUCAUUCGCAUGCUACAAAGCUACCUUGGUGCAGAGCGGUUUCAGAAAGCUUUGGCUUCAUACAUAAAGAAGUACGCAUACUCAAACGCUAAAACCGAAGACCUAUGGGCUGUUCUUGAGGAGGAAACUGGGGAGCCUGUCAAGGAUCUGAUGACUACAUGGACUAAGCAACAAGGAUAUCCUGUUAUAUACGCAAAACUAAAUGGGCAAGAUUUGGAACUUGAGCAGGCUCAAUUUCUGUCAGAUGGAUCAUCUGGUCCUGGCAUGUGGAUCGUUCCUAUGACAGCAUGCUGUGGCUCGUACGAUCUGAAUAAGAAGUUUCUGUUGAAAGGCAAGACCGAUACGAUGCAUAUAAAAGAUUUUGCAGCCUCCCAAAGUGGCCAGAAUUUUUGGAUCAAACUGAACAUUGAUCAAAAUGGAUUUUAUAGAGUGAAGUAUGAUGAUGAACUUGCAGCCGGACUUGAAAAUGCAAUAAAAGCCAAGAAACUCUCUUUAAUGGAUAUGAUUGGUAUUGUGGAAGAUUCUUAUGCCCUUUCUGUUGCUUGCAAACAAACACUGACAUCAUUGCUUCGUUUGCUAAAUGCUUAUCGUCAUGAGUCUGAUUACACUGUACUUUCACAUGUAACCUCUGUAUGUUUAAGCGUUAAUAAAAUAUCAACUGAUGCUAAUCCUGACUUGUCUAGCGAUAUCAAACAACUUUUGAUCAAGCUUCUUCUGUUAGCUGCCAAAAGAGUAGGCUGGGAUCCUAAGGAUGGUGAGAGCCAUCUUGAUGUAAUGCUUAGGUCACUGCUCUUGAUUGCCCUUGUCAAGCUCGGACAUGACGAGACUAUAAAGGAGGGAAUUCGGCGUUUCCAUAUCUUCUUAGAAGACCGAAAAACUCCCCUUCUACCUCCAGACAAUAGAAAGGCAGCAUACCUUGCUGUGAUGCGGACCGUGAGUACCUCAAACAGGACCGGUUAUGAUGUUCUCCUGAAAAUCUACAAGGAAACGUCAGAAGCACAGGAGAAGUCUCGUAUCUUAGGCUCGUUGUCUUCAUGCCCAGACAAGGAUAUUGUUGUUCAGGCAUUGAACCUUAUGCUUACAGACGAGGUACGGAAUCAAGAUGCAUUUUAUGUUCUUGGUGGUAUUAGCUUAGAAGGACGAGAAGCUGCAUGGGCCUGGCUGAAGGAUAACUGGGAUCACGUUGUUAAGACUUGGCCAUCAAGCUCACUCAUAUCGGACUUCGUUAAUUCUACCGUUUCACCGUUCACCUCUGAGGAGAAAGCUGCUGAGGUUUCCGAGUUCUUUGCCACUCGCGUGAAACCGUCAUUCGAAAGAGCGUUGAAGCAGAGCCUCGAGAGGGUGCGGAUCAGUGCUAGAUGGAUCGACAGCAUCAAGAGUGAGCCCAGCCUUGCGCAAACGGUGCAGCAGCUGCUGCUGCAGGAGUUUUAAGCCGCUCCUUUGUACGAAGAAGAGAUUAUGUGCCAUGACUGCAUAAUAAUGUUUUGGAAAGGCUAUAUUCUAAUGAGUAACAACAUUAAUUUUC
This is a messenger RNA of Aegilops tauschii subsp. strangulata, 2798 nucleotides long. RefSeq names its product aminopeptidase M1-B. Gene Ontology annotation, biological process: peptide catabolic process; proteolysis. Gene Ontology annotation, molecular function: metalloaminopeptidase activity; zinc ion binding; peptide binding. The record is from RefSeq and is a predicted model, not a curated record. Gene Ontology annotation, cellular component: membrane; cytoplasm. Lineage: Eukaryota; Viridiplantae; Streptophyta; Magnoliopsida; Poales; Poaceae.